AUGGAGUAUCGGGCAUACUGGGCUAUGAAACAGUUAAAUAUGGACUUGAAUGCCGCCGGAGAAAAGCGUAGGCGAGUAUUCGAAGUGGGGCAGCAAGUACUACUGUAUAAUUCGAGACUCAAGUUAUUCCCAGGAAAACUACGAUCACGGUGGUCGGGUCCCUACACAGUUACAAAAGUUUUACCAUAUGGGGCUAUACAAGUGAGCAAUGAGAAUAAGGGUACCUUCACUGUCAAUGGGCAAAGGUUGAAACACUAUUGGGGCGGUGACUUCUCUAAACAAAAGUCAACCGUUCAACUCGAGACGCCAGAAUGA
This is a messenger RNA of Olea europaea var. sylvestris, 315 nucleotides long. RefSeq lists its product as uncharacterized. The record is from RefSeq and is a predicted model, not a curated record. The transcript is spliced from 2 exons. NCBI's taxonomy places the organism in Eukaryota, Viridiplantae, Streptophyta, Magnoliopsida, Lamiales, Oleaceae. Bases 1 to 315 code for a protein of 104 amino acids.